This is a messenger RNA of Physella acuta, 640 nucleotides long. RefSeq names its product protocadherin alpha-6-like. Gene Ontology annotation, molecular function: calcium ion binding. The record is from RefSeq and is a predicted model, not a curated record. Gene Ontology annotation, biological process: homophilic cell-cell adhesion. Gene Ontology annotation, cellular component: plasma membrane. NCBI's taxonomy places the organism in Eukaryota, Metazoa, Mollusca, Gastropoda, Physidae.
AUUGUGGUCCAGUCAGAUACAUUGUUCUACACGAUGGUGACACACUGAAGUAUAAGGAGAAGCUGGAGAACUGUACGUGAUGGAUAUAGGGACAUUCUCACUAUGGAUACGGAUUUGUUUCAUGAUUGUUUUAAUUCAUACCUCAGAAUGCCAGAACCGCCCCAAGUGCCCUAAGAGCUACUACUCGGCCACCGUGACGGAACCUGGCAAGAUAGGCAACACGGUGCUGCGCCUGAGCUGUAGUGACGUCGACAACAACGUCAUCACCUACAGCUGGGACAUCAACGGCGGCGGCAACUUCGACUCGCAGUUCGCCCUGAGCUCCGUCACGGGGGUGCUCACGUUGAACAAACUGGCGGACGCCGAGUACAAGUUGUCUGGCACCUCCAACUACGCCAGUCCAUACACAAUGCGGGUUCUGGUAAAAGACAAAGAUGGCACCACCGUGGUGACGGUGUUUGUGGUGAUCAAGUCCAUCAACGACAACACACCAUUCAUCGUCCUGCCGUCCAGCAAACUGACCGUUUCCGAGAGCACCAAGCUGGGCACCGUGCUGACCUCAUGCACCCUGGAUGACCUUGACCUGCCCGGCUCUGGACAUGACAUCCCAUAUGUCAAAAUUAUCGGUGAGUAUGUCUGA